This is a messenger RNA of Aphis gossypii (cotton aphid), 780 nucleotides long. RefSeq lists its product as uncharacterized. The record is from RefSeq and is a predicted model, not a curated record. The transcript is spliced from 4 exons. Bases 1 to 780 code for a protein of 259 amino acids. NCBI's taxonomy places the organism in Eukaryota, Metazoa, Arthropoda, Insecta, Hemiptera, Aphididae.
AUGGCGAAGAAGUCGAUGACACCGUCACAAAAAGAAGCCUUGGUGGAAUUUAUGGAAAACCACCCCGAUCUUAGGAAAGGCAAGUUUUCCAUAAAUUUUACCACGGCAAUAGCAAAAAAAAUGUGGGUGGAAUGCCAAACAAUGCUAAACAGCAUCCCCGGACCGGCUAAAGAAUGUGAUAUUAAAAGUGACUUCUCUGGAACUGGUGGAGGUCCUCCACAAACUGAUCAAUUAAAUUCUGUAGAAGAGAGGAUACUGUGUACAAUAGGGGAAGUACCAAUAAGUGGGGAUCCUUAUGUCCAUGAAUCGACUGUGAGUUUUGACCAUCAGGAUUCAAAAAAGUGUGUGUCAGAAUUUGUUGAUCCCCUUGAUAUGCCUGCCACUUCUAGUAACUUUCAAUACUUACAACCAGCACAAACAUCACAAAUUAAUAGUGAGAUACUGGAUACUCAGCCAGCCAAAGUACCAUUUACCGAGUUGUCUCAACUGAAACGUGUUGUGAAGUUCUCAAAAGCAGAUAGAUUAAAUAACACAGUUGAAGCCACUAAUAAAUUGAAUGAUGUAUCUGCAGCCCGUAACUCAAUAGUGGAGAGCUAUUACAAUGCUAAGAUUGAGUUACUAAAAAAGCAAACUGAGCAAAAUGAAAGGAUGGUAAUUGCUAAAGAAAGGAGUGCCAUUGCUAAAGAAAGGAGUGCCAUUGCUAAUGAAGCGAUUGCAAGAGCUUUAGCAAUGAUGUUGCCAAAAGAUCCUUUAAACAGCCCCACUACUAGCACAGAAUAG